AUGAUACCAUGGCAACUAAGUCGUCAUUUAAAAGCUAAUCCGAGACGAAGGGGCCGCCCAUGCACAUUCGCUAAUCAUAGCGCGAAGUACCUGCUCCUUGACAUAAAAUUCGCUCAAAAUGCUCGUUUCUUUGAUGGAUAUACAACAGAAAUUUUGAAACUUCUCGAAUUUGCGCCUUCUAUACGCAAAGAAGGAAGACUUGCCAUCCAACAAUUGAAGCUUGAUUACUCUCCUGUCAUGUGUGUCCAUACUCGCAGAGAAGACUUCGUAACGUUAAAUGUUUCGACAGACCCCUCCAUAGUGAUUCGAAUAACGCGGCACUUGGCCAAGGCAACGGGUUUCAAUCAUUUCUUCGUUUUCGGCGACGAUAGAGUUUUUAUGCAGAUGAUUGCCAAUAAUCUCGAAUUAGAUGAAAACGGGAAUAGACACUUUAAAAUCGUGGAAGCUCGUUAUCUGAGUGACACUCAGCACUGCUGCAAGACUAUGGUGUUUCCAAAUUUUGUUUUGUUUCUUGACUUCUCACUUAGUUGCAAGUUUACGUGCUGCUCAUUUGUCCUUGCCACAGGAUCAUCUAUAAGCUUUAUCUUCUUCAUCGUAGAGGAAGGAAAAUAA
Molecule: messenger RNA, 612 nt
Organism: Cylicocyclus nassatus
Lineage: Eukaryota; Metazoa; Nematoda; Chromadorea; Rhabditida; Strongylidae
Source: the annotation of a GenBank genome assembly